CCCUUCAGAGGUAUUCUUCGAGCUCAAAGUCUAUUGUUUUUAACACUUCCAUUGUCUGUCGAAAGGAGGACCAACUGCAAAGCCACAGUCACCUGAUUAUCGGACUUCAAUCGCUGGUCCGUGCAUUCUCGCUCCACUCGGCUUUCUUGCUCUCAGCUGGACAUUUGUUUCCCUAUCAACACGCGCAUUUGCCCAGCAACAACUUUCGAUUUUUCGAUUGUUCCUCUGCCAAUACUUUGUAAACCUUCAAUCCGACCCUCCAUCAGCGGCAACCCUUACGCCCGACAUAUUACAACUUUACCCACAAUAUGGCCUCCAGCGGUACCAUGAGAGGUACGCCCAAUCGUGGCCAGAGUGGCCAAGGAAGAGGGACCGUACCGGCCUUCACCAAUAGCCCUGCUUCAAACAUCCCUCGACCAGCUUUUGAAUCACAUGCAUCAUCGAGUGAAGCUGGCGGAUCAACUAUGAGUGCUAGCAGACAGAGACAGUCGAACAGAGAUGAGGCUAUCCGACGGAAAAUUGAGACGGACCUCAGCAAGAAGAAGCACACAACAAGUCGUGCCCGCCAAACUCGAAAAGCUCCUCCAGGAAGUGUCCUCGCACUCCGCCCAAGUCAAGCUCUUCAGAUCAAGCCGAAUACUACUGUCGCCGAAGCUGCUCAGUUGAUGGCCGCAAAGAGGGAAGACUGUGUCUUGGUUACCGAUGACGACGAUAGGAUUGCUGGCAUAUUCACAGCGAAGGAUCUUGCCUUCAGAGUUGUAGGAGCUGGUAUAAAGGCCAGCAGUGUCACAAUUGCCGAGAUCAUGACCAAGAACCCUCUCUGCGCACGAACGGAUACUAAUGCUACAGAUGCGUUGAACCUUAUGGUACAAAAGGGCUUCCGCCAUCUGCCAGUAAUGGACGAGAACCAAGACAUUUCUGGUAUUCUUGACAUCACGAAAUGUUUCUACGACGCUAUGGAGAAGCUGGAGCGCGCAUAUAGCUCCUCAAGGAAGCUUUACGAUGCCUUAGAGGGUGUACAAUCAGAAUUGGGUUCAAGUCAACCUCAGCAAAUCAUCCAAUACGUUGAGGCUCUGCGAUCGAAAAUGUCUGGGCCCACUUUGGAAUCGGUUCUCGACGGCCGACCCCCUACCACCGUUUCAGUACGCACAUCAGUUAAGGAAGCCGCAGCAUUAAUGAAAGAGAAUCAUACGACAGCUGUUCUUGUGCAAGACCAAGGUUCCAUCACUGGCAUCUUCACCAGCAAAGAUGUUGUUCUGCGUGUCAUCGCUCCAGGGUUGGACCCUGCAAAUUGCAGUGUCGUUCGUGUCAUGACCCCACAUCCAGAUUUUGCCCCAAUGGAUAUGAGCAUACAAGCUGCUUUGAGAAAAAUGCACGAUGGCCAUUACCUGAAUCUCCCCGUUAUGAAUGAGGGAGGAGAGAUUGUCGGUAUGGUGGACGUCCUCAAGCUUACCUAUGCUACCUUGGAGCAAAUUAAUACAAUGUCCACUGGUGACAGUGAAGGGCCAGCCUGGAAUAAAUUCUGGAUGUCACUUGAGAAUGAUACUGAAUCAGUCAUGUCCGGUGAAGGGAGCCAUCACCACACUCAUGGAACUCGUUCGUUGAUGUCGCCGGAUAUGACCCGCGGAAACGAGCGUAUACUCGACAGCGUUGCCCCAGGAGAUUCGGCAUCACAUACUGGAGCUGACUCGCCUGCUCACUCGGUUGUUACUGGUCCUGCUGAGACUCCGGCCGAGGAGAUUCCAUUCCCAUUCAAAUUCAAGGCUCCUAGUGGUCGCGUUCAUCGCUUACAAGCUAUUGGAGCACAUGGAAUGACGGACCUGAUUGCUGCUGUUAUUUCGAAACUAGGAGCAGAGGUUGAUGAUGUUGGAGGUGUUGCUACUUUCGAAGAUGGGAAGCUUGGUGCAUCGGGAUUCGCGCUUAGCUACCUGGAUGAUGAUGGAGACACUGUCUCAUUGACCACAGAUCACGAUUUGUUGGAGGCAAUUGUUAUUGCUCGACAAGGACGUCGCGAUAAGGUUGACUUGUUUGUUCACGAUCCUGAAAAGCCUCCUAUCAGCGCUACCUUGGAUCCUCACCCAGUUAUUCCCGCUCAGCAACCAACUCCACCGCCAUCCACUAUUCGGGAGCGACGGAAACCAGUCUCUGACGAAGAAGAGAGUGAGGAGGAUAUGCCGGUGAGACGAGCACGAAAAGCUGCGCAACCACAGAUGCAAGAACAGGUCAUCGCGGGGGUACCAAAUGAAUUAUUAUUGCCGGGAGCAAUCGUCACACUGGCGGUGGUCAUUGUUGGAGUUUUCGCAUUGACAAGAGCUACGAGUCGUUAAUGGAAUGUUAGGUGGGACUUGAUAGACUGCAUUAAGCGUUUGUUUCUGUAUAUGUACAUAUAUGUAUACCCAUGAUGCGAGCAUCAUGAUGAGUAAGAUUCAUUAAUGAGACUCCUC
Mollisia scopiformis is the source of this 2444-nucleotide messenger RNA. Its product is annotated as CBS-domain-containing protein. The record is from RefSeq and is a predicted model, not a curated record. The coding region runs from base 309 to 2327 and encodes 672 amino acids. Lineage: Eukaryota; Fungi; Ascomycota; Leotiomycetes; Helotiales; Mollisiaceae. The transcript has 3 exons. Gene Ontology annotation, molecular function: protein binding.